This is a messenger RNA of Nerophis lumbriciformis (worm pipefish), 1419 nucleotides long. NCBI's taxonomy places the organism in Eukaryota, Metazoa, Chordata, Actinopteri, Syngnathiformes, Syngnathidae. The record is from RefSeq and is a predicted model, not a curated record.
AUGGCGUACCCUCAGGGCUACUUGUACCAGCCGUCCGCCUCCCUGGCCCUUUACUCGUGCCCGGCAGCCUACGGCACCAGCGUCAUCUCGGGACCCAGGACGGAGGAGCUCGGUCGGUCGUCUUCUGGCUCCGCGUUCGCACCCUACGCGGGAUCUACCACCGCUUCAACCGCGGCCGUCGCCGCCGCGGCAGCCGCGGCCGCUUUUAGUGGCGCUUCGCCCGGCUACAACUCGCACCACUUGCCGUACGGUGCGGACGCGGCAGCGGCUGCGGCGGCCACCUUCACCUCGUACGUGAGUUCGCCCUACGAGCAUUCCACGGGCAUGGCUGGCUCUAUCGGGUACCACCCGUACGCGGCGCCGCUGGGCUCCUAUCCGUACGGCGACCCGGCCUACCGCAAGAACGCCACGCGGGACGCCACCGCCACGCUCAAGGCUUGGCUCAACGAGCACCGCAAGAACCCGUACCCGACCAAGGGCGAGAAGAUCAUGCUGGCUAUUAUCACUAAAAUGACCCUGACCCAGGUCUCAACUUGGUUCGCCAACGCUCGCCGGAGGCUCAAGAAGGAGAACAAGAUGACGUGGACACCACGCAACCGCAGCGAGGACGAGGAGGAGGACGAGAAUAUCGACCUAGAGAAGAACGACGACGACGACGUGACUCCUAAUAAUAACAAUAAUAAUAACUUCAAACCCACCGGAGACCAGACCCAAGAAUCCUCGGAUGCUGAAGCAGAUGCCAAAGCGCUGCACCCCGUGGACUUGGGUUGUGAUCGCUUCAAGGAGGACCCCCUGCACCCCAAGGACGUGGACCCCAUCCUCAGCGACUCUGAGUCCAAAGACCCAGAGGACUCACAGGAGCGGACUAGGGACUUGUUGUUGGAUUCUUCUUCUUCAGCCUGCGGCGGCAAGCCCACCACGUCGUCACCACGCUCGGUGGGGGCUCCGUCGUCGGACCUGAGCCACGCGCCCACCUCCGUCAUCCACUCCCCCCCUUCGGCUCCUAAACCCAAACUGUGGUCCCUUGCGGAGAUCGCCACCUCGUCGGACCGGUGCAAAAGCAGCGGGGAGACGCCGCAACUGCAGCGGUGUGAGCAGCAGCCUUGCCCGGUCGUCAUGGGCCCCGCAUCGGGCUCCCCUUCCCGGUCCUCCCCUGGUGUUCUCUCGCGGCCCCUCUAUUAUGCGUCGCCCUUCUACCCGGGCUACACGAACUACCACGGGACCACUUUCGGACACCUCCACGGCUCCGGCCCCAGCAGCACCCCCUCCUCCACGGCGCACUUCAAUGGAUUAAGCCAGACUGUGUUAACUAGAGCCGAGGCUUUGGUGAGGGAGAGCCACAGAGUGAGGGGCCAAACGCAGGUAGAGCUUUGUAAAGACACCCCUUACGAACUGAAGAAAGGUAUGUCAAACAUUUAA